This is a messenger RNA of Rasamsonia emersonii CBS 393.64, 849 nucleotides long. RefSeq lists its product as uncharacterized. The transcript has 2 exons. Bases 1 to 849 code for a protein of 282 amino acids. The record is from RefSeq and is a predicted model, not a curated record. NCBI's taxonomy places the organism in Eukaryota, Fungi, Ascomycota, Eurotiomycetes, Eurotiales, Trichocomaceae.
AUGGUCAUUCUCGGCAUUGGGUCUUCCGCGAGUGUCGAUACACCACCCAGUCAGACCGACAGCCUACUCGAUCCCUCGACAGUGCCCGUGGUAAUAUCUGGAUGGAGCACCGCCUUUGGAGGCCCUCAGGCUCUUCCAGCAGAGAAGCUGAUUGAGAGACGCCUCCGUCUCCAGAACCAAUCCGAGCUCCGGGUGUGGGAAGAGACCGGAAACAAUAUUGCACGACACAUCUGGGAUGCGGCUUUGGCUGCUGUAAUGUGCCUGCAGCGUGGCAUCACCGACCCCGGAGCCACGGCGAUGCCACGGCUGCAGGACCAUCUACGAGGUCGAGGUGACCAGACGCUCCGAGUCGUGGAAUUGGGCUCCGGCUGUGGCAUUGUCGGCAUCGCUCUGGCCGAGAUGAUGCCUCGAUGCGCAGUUACGCUUACAGAUCUACCGGAGGUGGACGACAUUGUAGCACGCAACAUCAAGGCCGCACAUCCCGCACGUGGAUCGACGAUUGAUUUCCGGGUUCUGGACUGGGAUCAAGCGCCCGGCGAAGACGUAUUCAGCCAGCCCGUCGACCUGGUUUUGGUCUCAGACUGUACCUACAACGCCGACAGCCUGCCCUCGCUGGUCCGGAUGAUCGAUGCCCUGGUCCGGCGGUCGUCCAACGCCCUCGUGCUGGUGGCACUCAAAAGACGUCAUGACAGUGAAGCCGUCUUUUUCGACCUCAUGCACGAUGCCGCCUUGUCGACGCUGGAACGCGACACCAUCGCCCUCCCGUCUCCUUACGCAGACGGGGACGAGGACCUGCAGGAGAACACGAUCGAGAUCUACCUUUUCGGACGCAGCAAGUCUCGCUCCUAG